AUGAGUGAUAAUUCGGUAAAAGAAAAAGUUGUAUCGCCUGAACAAGCCGCAGAGGCGGAAAAAUUCAAAGAAUCGGCGAAUGUAUAUUUCAAAAUACAGAGUUACGAUGAGGCCAUCGAGAAUUACACCAAAGCGAUAGAAUUAAACCCAUACAUGGCAUCGUACUAUGGAAAUCGAAGUUUUGCAUAUCUUAAAACGGAGUGUUUUGGUUAUGCGUUAAACGAUGCCUCCAAAGCGAUUGAAUUGGACAAAAACUAUGUUAAGGGUUACUGGCGACGUGCUGCAGCUUACAUGUCAUUAAGUAAAUUUAAAUUAGCUCUAAAAGAUUUUGAAACAGUCACAAAGGCUCGACCUCACGACCAAGAUGCUAAACUUAAGUACACUGAGUGUUUUAAAAUUGUCAAAAAGUUGGCAUUCGAAAAAGCCAUUUCAAUUGAUGAUAAUAAAAAAAACAUUGCUGAUUCUAUAAACUUAGAUUCAAUGGCAAUUGACGAUGAUUAUAAUGGACCAAAAUUAGAGAAUGGUAAAGUUACGUUAGACUUUAUGAAAGAUUUACUCAAAUGGUAUAAGGAGGAGUGUAAAUUACACAGGAAGUAUGCCUACCAAAUCCUUUUGGACGUUAAAAACUGGUUCAUGGCGCAAUCUAGUUUGAUAGACGUUACAAUACCUGAUGAAAAUAAAUUUACUAUUUGUGGUGAUAUUCAUGGUCAAUUUUAUGAUCUGUUGAAUAUUUUUGAACUUAAUGGUCUGCCAUCGGAAACUAAUCCAUACUUAUUCAAUGGAGAUUUUGUAGAUCGAGGUUCAUUCUCAGUGGAAUGUAUAUUCACGUUGUUUGGAUUCAAGUUAUUAUAUCCAAACCAUUUCUUUAUGUCUAGAGGAAACCAUGAGUCUGCAAUCAUGAAUCAUAUGUACGGAUUUGACGGUGAAGUGAAGGCUAAGUACACUAACCAAAUGGCUGCGUUGUUUACCGAAGUCUACAAUUGGUUGCCAUUAGCCCACUGUCUAAAUAAACGAGUUCUUGUAAUGCACGGCGGAUUGUUCUCAAGAGACGAUGUCACUCUCCAGGAAAUCCGAGAAACUGACAGAAAUCGACAACCUCCGGAUGAAGGAGUUAUGUGUGAAUUGCUAUGGUCUGAUCCUCAACCACAGAUGGGUCGAGCACCAAGCAAACGUGGUGUUGGAGUACAAUUCGGACCUGAUGUGACGCAUGAGUUCUGUAAACUGAAUGGUCUUGAUUACAUAGUCAGAAGCCAUGAAGUUAAAAAUGAUGGCUACGAAGUUAGUCAUGACGGAAAGUGUAUAACUGUCUUCUCAGCUCCCAACUAUUGCGAUACAAUGGGUAACCGUGGUGCCUUCAUUACACUUUACGGCAAAGACAUGAAACCGCAAUUUACAUCUUACGAAGCAGUGGUAAGAAAAAAUAUUAAUUAUUUUUGA
Cotesia congregata is the source of this 1437-nucleotide messenger RNA. NCBI's taxonomy places the organism in Eukaryota, Metazoa, Arthropoda, Insecta, Hymenoptera, Braconidae. The record is from the annotation of a GenBank genome assembly.